GAGUUCAGUAUUCGUAUAAACAUGGCGCUCGCAGAAGUUUGUGGACUUAAUUCUUAUGUAGAUUUUAACUUUUUGCAAGAAAAGGAUAAAUUACCAGGUGAAAUCGAGAAAUACACAAGAAACUUUACAAAUAACGUUCAAUUAGCUGUACCACCGUACAUAAACCCUGCUGAAAGUCUUGCACAACUUUCUGCAAGUACCGAUGAAAGUGGAAAACAUUUAAAAAUCCAAUUCGAUCAUGGAACCACUACAUUGGGAUUUCAAUAUCAAGGCGGUAUCAUAUUGGCCGUUGAUUCCCGUGCUACGGGAGGCCAAUUUAUUGGUUCACAAACGAUGAAGAAGAUAGUGGAGAUAAAUGAUUAUCUUCUUGGUACUUUGGCUGGUGGUGCUGCAGAUUGUGUUUAUUGGGAUCGUGUUUUAGCUAAACAAUGUCGUAUGUAUGAAUUGAGAAAUAGAGAGCGUAUUUCAAUUGCUGCUGCUAGUAAACUAUUGUCAAACAUGGUAUACAACUACAAAGGGAUGGGUUUGAGCAUGGGUAUGAUGCUUGCGGGUUGGGAUAAACGUGGUCCUGGAAUGUAUUACAUCGAUUCAGAAGGUACUCGAACACCAGGAAAGAUAUUUAGCGUAGGUUCUGGCUCCAUCUAUGCCUUUGGCGUAUUAGAUUCCGGUUAUCACUGGGACCUGACGGAUAAAGAAGCUUACGAGCUAGGAAGAAGAGCGAUUUAUCACGCUACUCAUAGAGACGCAUAUUCCGGUGGUAUAGUAAGAGUAUAUCAUAUGAAAUCAACCGGUUGGGUACAUAUCUCCGACGAAGAUUGCAAAGAUUUGCAUUAUAUGUAUCAAGAGCAAAAACUAGCAGGAAGCAGCAAGUAAUCAAUCUAAACGUACUGUAUUUUUUUGCCCCUCUUCGCUUAAUAAAAUAUUGUUCUUAGGAAUAUUUUCAUCGAAA
This is a messenger RNA of Vespula pensylvanica (western yellowjacket), 949 nucleotides long. RefSeq names its product proteasome subunit beta type-5 (gene Prosbeta5). Gene Ontology annotation, cellular component: proteasome core complex. NCBI's taxonomy places the organism in Eukaryota, Metazoa, Arthropoda, Insecta, Hymenoptera, Vespidae. Gene Ontology annotation, molecular function: threonine-type endopeptidase activity. The record is from RefSeq and is a predicted model, not a curated record. The coding region runs from base 22 to 873 and encodes 283 amino acids. The transcript is spliced from 5 exons.